Molecule: messenger RNA, 1113 nt
Organism: Seminavis robusta
Lineage: Eukaryota; Bacillariophyta; Bacillariophyceae; Naviculales; Naviculaceae
Source: the annotation of a GenBank genome assembly
ACCCUAGUAUGCUGCCUCCGGUGAUCGCAAUGGUACUGUACGCAGACCACAGACAGAGCAAAGGAAGUGACCUCUUCGGAAGAUCGGUGCGGUCAAGUCUGCAGAUCUGGCUCAUUUUUUGGCACGACUGAAGGCUCCUAUCUUUUCUCGGCUCACGACGUCGCCAUCAUCGCGCCACCCUCUGUUCACUUGUCGCGAAAUCCAACAUGCCACAGCUAGUAGGAUGGAGCCGAGAGGAGUUCAACGAAGAGGCCCAGCGGCUGGUCUCUGCGCUAAAAGGCUUGCAGAAGUCAAGCUCAGCCUCUCAAGAAUUCCUAAGUGAUUGGCUGUUGGAGGCGGAUGGCAAUGCUGGACAUGGUGGUGGCUUCUUUCUGAAGCAUCCAUCCGUGACACGAAUUGUGCGUGUGGACCAUCAGGAGACCACAGAAACAGAAGAAGAACAUCACCACGAAGAAGAAGAGGACGCCUUUUGCGAUGACACGAUACUACAAGAUGAUUCAGAAGUCAUGGCAGACCCAAUCGCUGUUGAUACAAGUAAUGAUGGUAACAAAUCCAUUCACCAUUCCGAUCAUUCUUCGUCCUCAUUUGUAUGUGAGACACGGUGGCAUUUCAGCAUUGUCUACAGCAACACAUGGAAAGCUCCAAUUUUCUACUUUACAGUGGAAAACAUGAAUGACAAUUCUAGUCCAUGCCCUCGAUCGGACGUCCUCCAAAUCCUAAUGACAUUCAGCCACUACAACCGUGUGGAGGAUGCCUGGGAGUUUUUGUCUCAUGAAGAGCACCCCAUUUCUCGGAUUCCAUCCUUUUUCCUCCAUCCCUGUCAGACUUUGGAGCGGUUGCAGACACUACUAAAAAUGCAAUCUACUAUGAAUGGUACAGAGAAUGGUGCUGACUGCUCCAACUGCCGCCUGUUGAGUUGGUUGUCCAUGAUUUUACCCAGUGUUGGAUACUCAUUUCCAUCCAAGCUCUUUCAGGAACUGCAAGAGCAACUCAGCCUGCCAUCUUUAGAAGGAGCAACCACAAGUGGAUCCGAGGUGGAUCCGAGCUAGCUGCGUAGAGAUUUAUUUUGCCCUAGCUAAACUAAGGACUAUUUUAGAGAAUGGUUUUCUGAAU